CACAGUUUGACAAACUAAAUGGUUUUGAAAAGAAGUUACAGUUUUUUAUGAAUUUUAUUAAUUUCAUUUCUAAUUUUGAUUUAUCUGAUGCACUCUAAUAAAUUCAAGAACAAUACAUUCGCACCAGAAAAAAAUAAACAUGUAAAAUUCAAUGAUUUCACGUCAAAUCCCAUCGGCCAGAAGAACUUUAUUAGUGGGCUGCAGAAUGCUCGCAGAUUACUAGAAGGAUUGGAGCGAAGCUUUGCGAAGACUGUACAAUAUGAAGCGCGUCUUCUGCGAUGCCAGGCGACUCAUGCACAUUCCCACGACGAUCGCUGGUCAAGCGAUAAUAUGUCUUACGAGAAAGACUAUAGAACUAACAAUACAGAAUCCACCAAGACGUCCAGAGGUCAAGUUGACUUGGCCGAGUCAUGGUCAACAAUGAGCAUCGUAUGCCUCCAGUACCAAUACGAAGAGCUGUCUAAGCGCUACGAAGCUUUGCUGCGAGCUUACGACGAGCGCUGCAGCGUGGUGAGCGAGAGGGACGCUGCUCUCACUCGCUCUCGCGUUCGCGCGCGGAACACUCACGCGCAGCUGGUGCACGCGCACAAGACGCUCCUGGCCGUCGGCGAGAAAUAUUUGGCCCUCUGGCAGAAGAAGCACUUGCAGAAGAAAAAGUUCGAGAAAUAUACGGAGCGAUUAAAGGCGACUGUUCGCGGUAUGAUUGCUAUGUGUGAGCACGCGCGCCUCGAGCUAGACACUCGCAUCUCUCGCUUCAUGGAGAAAGAACAGGACGCACCUAAGGCUCAACUCCUAGCCGAGAUAAGAAAAUGCAAUCUUCUCUACUUGGAAAAUCUUCGUCUAAAGAGCCAGCUAGAAUCGCUUAAACCAGGACUAGUAUUUAUGAGAAAAACUUAGUUGAAAUAAUAUUUACGGUAUUUAAAUAUUUUAAGAAGUUUGUAAGAUUUUUUAUGGUAAGGUUGUUAAUAAAACUAAUUUGUAGAUAAAUUAUAUUUCAUUUAUUAUUUUAUUAAGAAGGUUAAUAUUGUCUUACGCCACAGAUAAAAAAAAUCAUUUGUAUUUUAAAUUAAUUGUAGGUAAAUAGGUACUUGUACUUUGUGAAAUUGGCAGUCUCAUUAACUAUCUCCAUAAUCUGCAAACAAAUACAUUAAAAAAAGUAUUUUAGAAUAUUUCUCUUGAAAAAAAUAUGUUACGAAAAUUUAAUAUAAGUAACUGAAAAAUCAUUAAAUAACUUGAAAUUUUGUUGAAGCCGAAAAUUUAAAUAUGUGGUAGGAAUAAUUUCUUGUUUGCUUUUACAAUUAUAAUUAUUAUUUGUGCAUAUCUACCUAGAUAAAACUUAGGAAUAUCUAGUUAUAAAUCUAGAUAGGUAUUUCCAGUUUUAAACGAAAAAAAUCAAUCACCUUUGUACUGAGAUGUUAUUGCAAUGCCAGUUCCAAUCAAACGUUUGUCCUUCACUUUUGCGCAUAUUGCUUAUGCAGUUUUUUUAUCUCAGCCACCAUACCGUCCAGGAUAUAAGAAAGAUGGUCUGGGUUGGAUAUCAAGGCUUUGUCAACGGAGGCUGCGAAGCGAAGCACUCCGCCGUAACAUAGAGCUGUUACGUCUAAACCUAGAACAAAUAAUUUCUUUAUUAUAUUUUCAUAUUUUAUCUGUAUUGAGACCAUAGACUACAGAAAGAGGUCAGAAGGGCAUUGUGGGCAGUGCAGUUGAACCACACAGUAAUGCGUGAGCAAAUACUCAUAACUUGACCAAAACUUGGUUAUGAUUGCAUGUUGCUCUCCGGCAAGCGCUCAUUGGUUCGAUUGUUUGAUGUCGCGUCGAUUGAUUGGCUAUUAUCGUUUAGUUGGAAAUGUAGUGGGGGGAGCCGGCGACAUCGGCUCCCGUGCAAACGGUUUAUGAACUUAAUCACAGGACACAGAAAGAGGUUAGAAGGCUCUAACCUCUUUCUGUGUCCUGUGAUUCAGUAUCUACAUUACAUGCAUGGAAUCGAUAUUUUAUUUUAUUUACUUUAUUGCCAAAUCGGCGGACUUAAUGCCAUAGGCAUUCUCUACCAGUAAACCAGUAUGAGUGAGUGAGAUAUUCACAGAAAGAAUCCGUGAACGGCUAAUCGAAUCAUCUUUAGUACCUAUAAUUACAUUUCUACUCAAAUUGCAGCGCUCAUCUAGGGUAGUAGCAACCUCCACCUCACAGAAGACAGCAUUGAAAUAAAAAAACACUAUUUCAUAUUACGGUGGGCUGUUUUCCGCAACUCGACACUCUGAUCCUAUUUUGCUUGAGUAAUGGCCAGCCAUCCCAGCUACUCCAAGAAGCCCAGCAGUCCACUGAUGUUACUGCAGGUUUCUACUGUCCGUGGAUUUCCCAUAUGUGAAAAGCAUUGUUUUGCAAUGACUAGAAAAACUUUUUGGUGGUGUUAUGUUUGCAUUGGGGAAUGAGUAAUAAUAAUAAUAAUUUAUUCAUAAAUGUUUUGGUUUACAAUAGUUAGUGGCAGGAGUCCCCUUUUAAGCAAAUCAAUGCUUGUGCAUCAAAGGUUCUAGUGCUUAGUUCUUGGCAGUAUCUUAGACCAAUCAGUGCCUAAUCAAAUAAAACAUCGUUUAGUUGUGACUAUGAAAGUGAUAUUUAUAUAUUUUUUAAGCUUCAUCUUUGAUUCUUUACCAAUACCUUAGAGGAUAAACGGAUAAAUAUAAUUAAAUAUCGGCCUUAUUGUGUCUCAUUUUAAUGCUAAUUGAAUCGUCAAGGGAAUUAUUACGUCGUGUAAAUUAUUAAUACAGUUAAAAAUCUCAUAAAACAAUAACUGAACAGCCCAUAAACAAAAUAAAAAAAGUUUGUUUAUACAUUGAUUCGACCAGGAAUGAGUAUUUAUAUGAAGUCAGGAAAAAAUAUUGAGUCACCUCGUAUGUAAUAUACUUAUAUGAUAAUAUCGUAUCAAAUUACAGCUUAGGUUGUCUUUGAAGUCGUCACAGUGGAGAACCCGAGUAAGUUUGUGGUUUAGAACCUUUGUUUGACGUCAUUAACCACAUGCGGGCGGGAAGAAGGUGUUACGUUAUACCAAAGACAUAUUAAAUUGCAAAGACUAGCAGGAAUCUUAACAAAUUGUCCCUUGCAAAAAUAUGCAAAUUAACAGUAGAUAGCUCAAUAAAUAUAAAUAAAGUUCUUGAUAGAACUGGUAGUGUCUGUGCGGAAAGAGAAUGGGAUUUAGAUUGGAGGGGGCUGUAGUGCUUUUCUACCGUAUUUGUAAGGGUUUACCCCUUUUAGACAUGUUUAUACAAAAAACCGCAAGAAAUCACAACAAUAAACAAAUUCGUAUCAAUACAAAACUUUGACGUUUUACAGAUUGCUGGGUUUGAUUGCCAAAUAAAAAUCUUAAUGUUAAUUCCGUUUUUCGCUACGCCUAUUCUCUUCCCGCACAGACUCUAUUAACUUAGUAGCACUUUAACCAGCAUUCACAGUAAAAAAAGCGUAAAAAACGAAAAAAUGUUAAUCACAGAAUUCUUUAAAUCAGUGAUUCCCAAAGUGGGCUAUAUCGACGUCAGCGAAAAAAAAUUUGGGGGUCCAUGAAAUGAAAAUGAGGGUCCACGAUAGUGGAUCUCAACACAUACACUGAUAGUACCUAUUUACUUACAUCAUACUAUCUUAUAAUAUCAAAACAUAUACAUUAUUUAUAAAAGUACCUUUGAAGUAUAAAAAUUAUUAUGUUUAUAAAAUUGUGUAAGUUAUAGGAUGUUGGUAUUCGCUUUGUGGUCGCAAUACAUUUUGAACUUGUAAAAACCUGAGAGUCGCAGUCUCAGAGCUUCCCUACCUUCCACUGACUUGUUCAAUUCGUCACUCUAUAAAUACGAAUGUGGGACAAAUACGUUUAUUCGUUUCCUGAAUCUUGAAAAGGAAAGUGCUAAGAAAAUAUUUUAAAAAAUAUAAACAGUAUAUCACACAAAUUAUAAUGAGUCAGUGUUAUUUUGUUUGAGAGUGCUGGAGAAAAGUAAGUACAUUAUUUUUUAUUAAAUUUUAGUUUUGUACUCGUAGUUAGCAAAGAUAGAUAAAUUCCGCCAAUCAUGACUUUAGUUAUUAGUAUUUUAAUAUUCAAUCAUGCAAAAUUACACGAGUACAGUACUCCUCAAUAGUUUCAUUUUGAAAGUUUAAGCAAUCGGUAUUUUAAUUACAGUGCAAUUUCCGUAAUUCGAGCUAAUUGUUGCAAGAAGAUGUUCGAAUUAUGGAAUGUUUUCGGAAAAAUCAAAAAAUAUUUUUAAUAUACAGUUGCUGGAUUUUCUGUCUUAUUUAAAUAAUUUAAUUUUGCCCACAGAUGACUGAUGCCAUGUCCGAAUCUAAAAAGAAAUGUAGACAGUACAGUGUUGAUUAUUUGGAAUUUGGCUUCAUUCCAUCAUUGCCGGACAAAAAAUUGCCUAUGUGCCUUUUAUGCAACAAAGUUUUGGGCAAUGACGCUAUGAAACCAUCUAAACUGCAAGAUCAUCUGAGAAGAUGCCACCUUAGGGUGGCAAACAGAGAAAGAUUUGAAAUACUUUCAAACACUCAAAGAUAAACUUCAGAAGAGACCUACACUGGACAGAAUGUUCGCUUUGACGUCACAAAGAAAUGAUGAUGGUUAAGGGCGUCUUACAAUAUCUCGUUACUUAUAGCAAAAUCCGGAAAACCGCAUACUAUCGGAGAGAACUGUUUUACACAAACCUGCAUCUGAUAUCAUUAAAAGAAUUCCCUUAAGCAACAAUACUGUUGAAAGACGUAUUGAUGAAGUUAGUUCUGAAAUUGAAAGCUUCUUGUGUAAUUAUUUGCAAACGACCCAUUUCUAUAUACAAUUGGACGAGUCAACCCUUUCAAAAUUGACGCCAAAUGUUGAUAAUUUAUUAUUAAAGAAUCAGGUUCAUCCUUCUCACUAAAAUAUUGACUUAUUGUUUAUGUUAUUUUAUUUAUAGUUUAUUUUAUGUUUAUUUAAUGCUACGUAUAUUUUAUAUAACAGAUACAAAAUUUUAUUUUGAGUAGUUUUAAUUUAAAUUCAAUUAAUAAAUGUAUAAAUUAACAUGUGUUUUUGCUUUAAGUUUUUAACACUAAACUUCACCAUAGUGAGAAAUUUACUGGAAAUUAAUAUCAGGUAAGUCUGCCCAACAUGGAAAAACAUGGCAAGGGGUCUACGACACAAAAAAGUUUGGGGAACUCUGCCUUAAAUGUAAAAUGAAAGGUAAAUUUUUAUAGUUCACGUAGGAAACCUGGACAAAAAAAGCUUAAAAUUUUUGGACGCUUUUUUGUUCAAUGUCCUUUUUUUAUUAAUAUAAUCACAUGUUCUAAACAUUCGUAUGCAGUUAACUCACCAGUGUUGCCUUUGUGUGGCACGAAGAAUACUAAUUUCUGGAGUGCAUUGCCCCCGCAAAUGUUGAGCUUGGAAGGGCCAGGAAUGUUACUGAACACCAUCGUGGCUUGGCUGCUGUUCAGGAUGGGUUGUAAGAACUGCUUGGGGAAAACACUGACUAGCUUGAUGAAGUAGUGGUUGGACUGAAAAUUAAAUAUCAAAUUGAAAGUGAAUCAAAAAUAAAUCCAAUAAAAAUAAAAUAAUGGGCACUUAUUUUUUCUUUUGUCAAAUAACCAAAACAUUACAAAGGAUAAAGCACGUAAAAGUUUAGGAGUGGGGUGGCUCGUGAUGUCACUUCUGAGUAAAAAUUGUACCAAGACAUGAUUUCAUGAGACUUUUCAAAUCAAUAUAUCUCUGCAAUGUUUUGAUUAUGUGAAAAACAAAAAAAAAAUCGACGAAGAAAAAAAAGAUAAGUAUCAUCCAUAUUAUAGUUAUAUCCACAAAAAUAAAUAUAGAAUUAUCCUAAAUGCCCAAUGCUUACAUUUAAAUCCAUCGAAAUUAUAACUCUACAGUAGUAUUUUAUAUAUUGCUGAAAAAAUCUUGAUAUUUACGCGGAAUGAACAUUUUAUCGGUCCUUCAACUGGAGGUGAUCAUUCUGUUGGCGUUUUCUACUCAAAGCUUUAGAGUUCAGAAUUCGCAACGGCGAAGUUUUGAAUUCUAAUAUGUUUGACUUUAAAAACUGUGUAGUACUCAGCUUUAUUAUCAACUAGCAGCCGCCCGCGACUUACCCCGAAUCAACUUUAGUUUUUUGAAAAUCCCACAGGAACCUGAUAUUUUUUCGGUAUAAAAAGUAUCCUAUGUCUCAAUCCAGGGCAUAAACUAUAUGCGUGCAAAAUUUCAUCCAAUUCCGUUCAGUGGUUUUUGUGUGAUUGAGUAACAGACAUACAAACAUACAAACUUUCACAAUAUAAUAUUAUAUAGUAGGAGGUACAAAAAAAUAGGAAUAGGAUAUUUUUAUUUACUUAAUUUCUUUUGUCACUGUAAUACGUCAUAAUAGUUUGAAAUCUUAAUAAUAAACUAUUCAGAAUAGGAAAUCUAUUUCUACUAACACACUUACCAAAGGAUCAGCACUAACACGCAGUUCGUCGCAUCGUCGCUUAAUUUCAUUGAAGGUCCUCUUCUCUUUCACUGGUAAUUCUAAAAUUGUUACGCUAAAAUCGUUUUUUAAAAGCUGAUGACCAUCGUUGAUACAUGAAGGUUUGGGAAAUCUUAUUGGUAUUACGACUCCUAAGUCGUCAGGAACAUGGCCCAUGGUCUAAAAUUUGUUUAUUUAGAUUAAACUACAUAAACGUUAUUUUCUAAAAACUACUGUAUUGUACAAUUUACCUUCGUAUAAAAGUCAUGCAUGCCUCCAGACAGAGCAGUGACUAAUACAUCUGAAAAUGUUGCAUUGGCGACAUUUUCUUUAAUAUCUUUCACCAUCAAAAGCAAAUUCUCAUCUGAUUCUGUCCAUUUAAAUAAUUUAUCUCCAAAUAGUGUUGGACCAUGCAAACCGUUAUCGUCAGAUGUCCUAAGAAUCGUGUCAACGAAACACAGAGGCAUUUCGCAUAAGUUCUUUAUCAUUUCGUAAAUAGCGCUCGGAGUGUCAUGUUUUUUAAGUUCUGGUACCGAAAACAUGUUAACCGGAUUACGUUCCUCAUUAUCAGCAAGAGUUUUGCAUAAAAAUUCAAUAAGAGCCACUCCAUCCCCUAAAGAAUGAUGUAUUAUAAAUAUGAUUCCAUAUGCGCAUCUGUUCUCACCACGAUUACAAACUCUUUGCUUAGUAACAAAGAUUUUGAAUAGUCCUUCAUCUUCAUAAGGUAAAGAUUGGCACGACACUUCUGACAUUAUAUCUUCCAAAUCUAUUUCAGUAAGUUCAAAUUUAUCUGGAAAAUCUAGCAAUUCCACAUAUUGAUUUACAUCAAUAAUGCUAUAUCUUCUCCAGUAAUAAAAUCCAUAUUCUUCAUUGCGCCUAUAGAAAAUUUUAUCCACUCCAGCUUUCGAUAUAACACUUUCUAACUUGUCCUUGAUAUUAUGAACAAGGAGUUCAGCUGAAUCAGAUUCUAUCACCCCUAGUACGUUAAUAGUAGCAUCAUGUUCUAAGCUCCAGAAAACAUCGAAACUGUCCAAAAGGCCGACGUAGUAUUUGUCUUUUUUCCAAAUCAACAGUGUGCACAACAUUUUAUAACACAAAGCUAAUCCUAGAAUUAACGAUGUAAUUGGCAAAGUUAGUAUUAACAAAAAUAGGGUAACACCUCUUAGUAUUGUUUUUUUGCUGAAUAGUCUUUUAGCAUACGUUGUUAGAGCAAGUCGUUUGCAAAACUGAAACAAAUGGGUAAUAUUUUCAUAAUUUCUAUGAAAAUAAAUAUAAAAACGGCAUUGAUAUUAAAAAUACUUACACUGUAAUGUAACACAGUAUUAAUAAAAAUCGUGACAAGGGCUAUAGUAAAAAUUUCCAACGAUUGAUUAACUUUAGUAGGGGUAUUUGUCUUCAUCACAAAAUGUUCGUCACUCACAUUUUUUAGAAAAAGAGUUCCAGGUACAGAACAAUUGACCACCAAUUCUACAUUACCCAUCAUGAUGAUGUUUUUGUUUGCACACACGCUAUAAGACUGCGAAUGUUUAGUAUAACUAAACAAUUUAUUUUUCACUGCUUACGCAAUAUUUUAUUAUUUUACAGUGAUUCUCAGUAUACCAGCUGGUGUAGACUCUGAUACAAUACUAAAAGAAACCUAUUAUGAAAUGUUCAACUAAGACGUCUGAAACCUUAAAGUCUCAACAAGUCCUAAUCCAAUUAUGAUAAUUAUGCAAUAGUCACAAAUGUUUGCAUGUAGUUAAUCCUAGUACAUUUCUAUUUUAAUUAUGAUGAAGGAUCAAUUGAUUGAAACUGGAUUAUUUAAUUACCGAAUACAUAAGUUUACACAAAUUAUUAAUAUGUGCUUAUAAGAUUUUAGCAGUCUACGUUUUAUACAGGGAUCGAAAUAACAGACCUUAAACAAGAUACAUAUUAAACAAUUUAACAUUUUUAAUAAUCAUUUAGAAACUCUUAACUUGUAAGUAAACAUAUAAACAAGUGAAAAAGAAUACGUAAACUUUACAACGGUAACACUCCCUUAUGAAUCGUCCUCAAUUAUAACUACAUAUUCCAAAUAAAUGCCUAUUAGAACUAAUGAAAUUUUUGAAUAUUAAAAUUAUUUUACAUCUGCAAUAGUAUUUUCAGUUUUCUGUCUCUUGAUGAAACAUAAGACGUUAAUCCAGAUAAAUGAUGCAGAAGCUACAUAGACCACGCGAAGGUGUGAAGGUAUGAAGUAGAAAUUGACGGUCUGUGACGGAAUCCAAAAGGCUUGGUUUGCUGCGAACGUCUUCCAAUACUUUGCUCGGAGCUCCUCAAACACAUCCUCUUUUCGCUCCA
Molecule: messenger RNA, 8741 nt
Organism: Chilo suppressalis (striped riceborer)
Lineage: Eukaryota; Metazoa; Arthropoda; Insecta; Lepidoptera; Crambidae
Source: the annotation of a GenBank genome assembly